GAAAGUUUACGGUACCUGUAGUACACAGACACACACCGUCACACACACACACACACAGGUUGUUGGGUAGAAUCUAGAGACCUUCAGGAAACCAACCAGAAUCUAGAGAGACCUCAGUUCAUCAUAAACAUUCAACAAGAGCAGACGUGUGUUUGUAAACAGUGCUUCACAGCUCACAGUGUAUUCAGCUGUCAAGAACAGUGGAAUUUUUAAGAAAAAGUUUAUUUAAAAAUUUUUGUCUCUUCAGUCUUUGGUCUUCCUCAGUUUAACUCUAAAGUGUCCAGAGAAUUGAAGAUGCCCGACCCUGUUAGGGUCCCUGACCCCCAUCCUAAAAGAAAACCCAGUGCAUCAACUGCCCCCUACAAGGUACCCUGUGAACAGUACAUGUUUGAUUACAACCGAUCCAAUGGAAUCCCCAUCUCUCCGGCAUACCUGGAUCAUCUUAAGGAUUGGAAAAUCCGCGAACCUUCGAUGAGAAAUUCUCCCAGCCAUAGCUCCGGCUUCUCAGAUGGAAGUUGUGGCAGUUCACCCUCUCGUAGUCCUAAUCUCGGCUUUAAGCAUCCAGUUGACGACGGUAGUGAUAAACCGUUAAGUCUAGUGAUCAGAAAAAAUUUAACAAAUUUUGAAGAUAUCAACGCCAAUGUUCCUGAGUACACUGUACACAGAACUAAUGACUAUAGAUAUCCAUUUGCUCCUUCUGGGCCACAUGAAGAUAAAAAGGUGCUCAUACCCCAUGAUCAUGAUGAAGCUGAAAAUGAUAGCGGAAAUGAGGACAUAGACCGUCCACUAGUUAUCUCAGAAGAGGAUCCUGAACCUGCCUGUGCCGAGGACCAAGACAUACCAGAGGACUUCAGCCUUAAGCUAAGACAUGACGAUGAGAUUGGAAAGGCUACUGCUGGACUAAAAAUUAAAGAUUUUGCAAAGUUCUCAUCACAAGAUUCCCCUGCAACAAUUCGAACAAAAUCAUCUGAUGAACCUCUGCCACGCCUGGAAACAGAGGAUGAUGUGUCCUCUGACUGCCUCAGUCUGUCCUCCGGGGACACAUGGAGCACCUCUAUGGUGGAGGGUAGACCCUACUCUGGUAGCGGGGUUGUGGUUCGUCGUAUAUCAAGAUCCUCUACCGGGGAGACAGUUUAUCAAUGUGACUUUUGUGAGAAAGUUUUCUCCAACAAGUCUCACUUCCAAUCCCAUCUGGUAACCCAUACUGGAGAGCGUGCUUUCACCUGCAAGACCUGUGAGAAGACCUUUGGCAGGAAGUCUACUCUUCGGGCACAUAUGACAACCCAUACCAAGGUGUCAAACUUUAUGUGUACCAUGUGUGAGAAAGCUUGCAAUGACAACAACUCUUUGGAGGAGCAUAUGCGAAUGCAUACAGGCGAGAAACCGUUUGUCUGUUCGAUAUGUCAGAAAGCUUAUGCACGCAAAUCCCAUUUGAAUGUGCACUACAGAGUGCACACAGGAGAACGACCAUUUGUCUGUCAGCAUUGUGAUAAAGAUUUUACCGAGAAGAGGUUCCUAAACGAUCAUCUCCAAACUGCACACAAUGGGGCUGAUGGUCCACUCAAGUGUCCAAACUGUUCUCGGGAGUUUGCAUACAAGACCAGCCUUAAGCAACACUUGAAGAAGCAGAUGUGCGAGAGAAAUAUUAACCGUGGUGGGGGAACCUCAGUUGCUGGGAAUGUUGCUAAACAGUUUCAGUGCCCUUUUUGUGAGAAAUCCUACAGCUGGAAACAAACUUUAAAGCAGCAUGUUUCCAUGUAUCACAGAAACAAAGUCCACACUGAUGAAUUCUGGAGAUACGAAUUAACAAAAAACCGGCGAACCAUCUUAGAUGAUAAGGUGAAUGAAGACUUGUGGAAGCAGCAACUAGGAAAGCAUGCUGAGGAGGCAGCAAAGAUAAAGCUAGAAAACAACAAUGCCAUGGCUCAAGAUGAUCAGGUCCAAUGGUUAGAACAGGUCAACCGGCCAAGCUCUGACAUGACCCCUGAAAUGAAGCUCAUUGCUCUCCAGUCUCUUCAGAAAAGUCUGCAAUACAUGUCUGUGGCUGGCAACAAGAUUUCUGCAGAAAACAGGUUAUCAGCAGAACAGCCAGCACCAGAAAACAUUCAAUUACUUCAAAAUUGCGAUGCUAUUUCUCAAAAUGGUGGACCUUUUCCCCAACCAAUAAAGCAGGAAGUUGAUGUUGGACAAGAAAGCUAUCUAUCCUUACUGGCAAGAAUUUCCCGACGGGAAUCUAGUGAACCAAACAACAACACUGAUCAAGAUAAACCCCCUGUAUUGCCAACCAAUGAAGAAUCUGCUGCUAACCGAACCCAGCUCUGGCUCCAGCAGGUUACCAAGUAUCGGAGCAAGGUGUGUAAGGAGGAGCAGGAGUUGAACCAUGAUCAGCUCUGGGAACAACAAAUUGCAAGGAUAAAAACUAAUCCUGUCAAGUCUCCCCUCGAAACAGAAGAAAUUACCUUGGAUGACGAACAUGACAUACAGAACAGUUCUCAAGUCAUCUUGCAAGUUCCUAAACAGAUAGGAAUCAUUGGUCAGGCUUGCAAUAUACUUAACAACAACAACAAUGAAACCCUUACAGUGUACAGGGCGCAGUACAUACCAGAGCAUAUACAGCAACCGUCUGAUGUACAUGUACAACAGCAAACCAAUGUACAUAUCCAGAAACAUUCUGUACACCAGGAUUCAAAUCCGGAUAAAGUAUUUGAGCAGCCUGCUCCUAUAUCCUUAGUAACCAGAGAGCAAAGGUUGAGCCAGCCUAAACCUAAACCUGAAUCUCCUAUAUAUGAAGAUCAAUCCAUGCUCAAGUCCCUGCUUCUUGACAGAUUCAAAAGAAAACGAAGUUCUUCCAUUGACAUUGAGGAACCUGGAAAGAAGGCUCCAACACCACCAUCCCACCUGUUGGUACCCUCCCAACCUGCUUCACCCACCAAUCCCGCUUCCCCCUAUCAUUCGUCCCCGCCCUCCCAUCCAGCUCCACCCAUAAACCCUGAACUCCAAGGACCUAAGGAGAUCCUAAGAAAACGUCUUCUUGGCUGGGUGGAUCCGCCCCAAUCUCCUUCUUCCAUUAGAUCUCGUGAUUCCUCCGCCUCGCUCAGCGGAUCUUCCGCCCCAACAGCACAGGGUGAAUCUGACCCAUCUGCUGGUGUCCAGGGGCCUUCCGCCACAAUACAAAGCUCUUUCACCUCUAGACCAAAUGAAAGCCUUUCUCCGUCAGUCGAUCUCAAUACCUCCACAAUUGCAGUGGAGGGCGGACACAGCCAGGUUUCUUACACCCAUACGUCCGUUCUUAAGCAUUUACUUCACAGAUAUACGGCGGAUUCUAAAUAAUUGUAAAUAUUAAUCAUAAUCUUAUAGACAAAUUUUACAAUAUACAUAUAUAUAUAUAUAUAU
Molecule: messenger RNA, 3393 nt
Organism: Eurytemora carolleeae
Lineage: Eukaryota; Metazoa; Arthropoda; Copepoda; Calanoida; Temoridae
Product: RE1-silencing transcription factor
Exons: 4
Coding region: 295-3330 (1011 amino acids)
Cellular component (GO): nucleus
Source: RefSeq, a predicted model, not a curated record